Daucus carota subsp. sativus is the source of this 714-nucleotide messenger RNA. RefSeq lists its product as uncharacterized. Lineage: Eukaryota; Viridiplantae; Streptophyta; Magnoliopsida; Apiales; Apiaceae. The transcript has a single exon. The record is from RefSeq and is a predicted model, not a curated record. The coding region runs from base 1 to 714 and encodes 237 amino acids.
AUGAAUUUUCAACUCCAGAUUCCAGUUUUGAGUCUGGUUAACAAAAUCUUCUUCUCGAAGAAUGCCAUUCGGAUUCUACUAUCACUCUUGGUGUUCCCUUUCCUGAUUUCACUGUCGCUGCUACUUCAUUUAUUUCUUUCCACAUUUUCAAGCAAACUCUUUAGCUUCUCCACUGAGAGAAACUACGUUUUCCUCCUCUGUAAUGGGGUGAUCCUUGUAAUCAUCAAAACCUCUGGCUUGUCUGCUCCUGGUAUGGAAAGAUCUGGAAACAAGAAUGACAAGAAAAAUACUCAUGAUGAAGCAUUUCGAAACAAAGAUAACGAGAACAACAUUCCUGAAGAAGCAUGUAGAAACAAGGAUGACGAUGAAAACGUUGAGAAGUAUUGCAACAAAUCACUUACAUCUAACAUAGCGUUGUUAGUAGAAACUGAGACUGAGAUUACAAAAACUAUUGAAAAAUAUAAUGAUAUGACAGGAGUGGAAAGUGACCACAAUGUGACUUUGACGGCACACUAUGGAGUCAAAAGUGAAGGUGACGAGCUCCGUAAGACGGUAAAGGAAUUAGAAGAGCAGCAGAUAUUUAAUAUCAGAGAAUGCGAAGAAGAAAAUGAAGGGUUGCUGAGCGUAGAGGAAUUAAACAAGAAAUGUGAGGAUUUUAUAAGGAAGAUGAAACAUGACAUCACAUUUGAGGAUCGGCAACUUAUAAUGGUUUAG